Molecule: messenger RNA, 693 nt
Organism: Paramecium tetraurelia
Lineage: Eukaryota; Ciliophora; Oligohymenophorea; Peniculida; Parameciidae
Exons: 2
Source: RefSeq, a predicted model, not a curated record
AUGCAUAACAGAAACAAAACUAGCAAAUCAUAAAUGCAACCCUUAAUCUAAUUGUCUAUUGAUCUAGGAAAUAGUAAAUGCGAUAGGAUUGUCCUUUAUAAAGAGACUGAUCCCUAUUUAGAAGCUAGAUAAUUCGUCCAAAGAAAUCAUCUGCCCUAAUAAAUGGUUAAAGUAAUAUCGAAUUGCAUUAUUAAACAAAUGAAAGCCUAUGAAGAUAUGAUGAUGAUAACGUAUGACACUCAAACAGAAACUAAUUAUCUGAGAAACUUAAAAUCUAAUCAUAUUGAAUUAUAAGCCAAACAAAAAACUCCAAGUCCACAAAGAUUUCAUCCAAGCCCCAAAAUAAUACAUAAACAGAAUCUAUCCAGAAGUCCAUCCAAUAUAUCUUUGUAAGAUGAACUACCUACUGAUAAAGUAGUAGUGAAGAAACUAUUCUAAGUUUUAGAUUCUGAUUAAGAUGGAUUGAUCUCUGCUAAUAAAGUGAAUUAUUAGAAAUUACCCAUCUAGUUAAAAAAUAGAGUAAAUUUCAUUAGUCUAAUCUAGAUUUCCAUUCAUUUGGAACAAUCAUCUAUACCAUUUGAAUUUGAAGAAUUGUAUGAUAAAUUGAAGAAUGAUCCAUAAGAAGAAUAUUUUAUUACUUUAAAACUGAUAAGCUAAAUUUUAGACAUUCCAAAGGUCAAAGUAUUAAUGUGA